Rotaria sp. Silwood2 is the source of this 912-nucleotide messenger RNA. NCBI's taxonomy places the organism in Eukaryota, Metazoa, Rotifera, Eurotatoria, Philodinida, Philodinidae. The record is from the annotation of a GenBank genome assembly.
AUGAAUAAGCCGAAACGAACACAAACAUUAGAUUCAUUUAUUAUUAAAAAACCGAAAAAUAUAUCAACAACAUCUUGCGAUCCAGAUUUAGAUCAACAUGGAGAAGAAGCAAAUGUUGUAUCAGAUACCAGUAUCGUCCAUAUUAAUCGUGUUAUUACUGGUAAUGCAAAUGAACCAACACCAAUUGUUAGUUCUGAAAAUAAUCAGCUAUCUAUUCAAAACGGUUAUUGUAGUUUAACAGAUUCACCAGCAUCGAACGAACAUUGUUUUUUAUUAUCUUCUACUUGUUCUAGUAGUAUUAAUGAUGAACAUAUUGAUACUAGUGUACAAACAUCUAGUUGUAAUUAUAGUGAUCGUGAAAAAGAGAAUAAUAAUGGUCGUUCUACAGCUACAUCAGAAGGUUUUGUUGGCUGUGAUAAAUUAAAGAGUGAGAAGGACGAGAUAUGUAUAGAAUCAAGUUCGAGAAAAACAACAAGUUUUCAAGAUAAAUGGUAUGAUGAUUAUCCAUUAAUUGAAUAUAGCAUAUUAAAAGAUCGAAUCUAUUGUUUUGUUUGUCGUUUAUUUGGUCAUGGUUCAGGAGCACUUUGUGCUGAUCUUGCUUGGACAAAAUCUGGAUUACAACAAUGGGCUAGAAUGAAAGGCAAAGAUGGUAAAUUAAUUAAACAUUUUCAAUCGACUGCACAUAUUUCUGCUAAUGAACGUUUACAGACGUUUAAAAAAGAAGAUUCACAUGUCGAUAUUCAACUUGAUAAAGAACGUAUUUAUGUUAAUCAUCAUCGACAAGAACUAUUCAAAUUAAAUCGUUAUAUCAUUUUGAGUCUUCUUGAUGCAACGAAAUUUUUAGCACGUCAAUCAUUAAGUGUUCGUGCUGAAAUUGAAUCUGAAGGUAUAGUAGUCAUACAUCGAAUAUAA